Messenger RNA from Scomber scombrus (Atlantic mackerel), 2137 nucleotides. RefSeq lists its product as uncharacterized. The record is from RefSeq and is a predicted model, not a curated record. NCBI's taxonomy places the organism in Eukaryota, Metazoa, Chordata, Actinopteri, Scombriformes, Scombridae. The coding region runs from base 436 to 1353 and encodes 305 amino acids. The transcript has 5 exons. Gene Ontology annotation, cellular component: plasma membrane.
GCGGUGCGACAUCCUGCCCACAAAGAGCGUGUUCUUGCUGUUACUCAUCUCGGUCCUGUUCACAAAGCGCAGGUCUGAUAUCCAACUUGACCUGACCUGGUGUAAUCCACAAAGUCAUUUUUGCUUUGCUAGACAAGGUCUAGACCGAUCACUUCAUCUCUCUUCGUCCUCUCGUGCGCUCAUCCGAUUGAGCGACAGUCGCCUCAGCGCGCUGUCCAAACCGGGCAUUAGAAGAAGUAAAUCGAAGACGUCGUGAGAGGACUCAGUGGAUGACAGGCUGUUUACAGGGCGGUAGAGAGGUGAAUAAAAUCGCACAGAGAAGCUCACGCACGACUCCAGCUACGGAAUCCCGAUUUGUUUACCCUGUACCGGGCACAGAGGAGCACCGUUGCGCAGUCUUUACGCGCGGACUGGGGGUGUCUGUCUGUCAACAUCAUGUCAGCCGCAACAGCUUCAAUAGCGGAUUUCAAAAACAAAAAUGACCAGCGGAAUAACUCAGCUCAUUCCCAGGCGCAAUGUACACCCAUGCCGCUGCCAGCCCUGGGCACCCAGAGGAUCAUCCAGGGCAAUGGUACCAAUGUGGGCACAGUCAUUUCCCUGCAGUGCCCAGCAAAUCAUAAACUCAUAGGAAAAGAGCUGAUGUGUGUUAUGGACAUCAACAGCACCCACUGGGUGGGGGAGACCUACUGUAAACCUGCGUCUCCCUUUGAGGACUAUGGUUUCCGUGUGGCUGUUCUGGCAUCCAUUAUAAGCUCAGGCAUAAUCUUAUUCAUGUCCGUGGCCUUCAUCACAUGUUGUUUGCUCGACUGCAUCAAAGAAGACGAAAGGAAAAAGCAGGAGAGGGAGUCAGAUGUGUGGCAGUGGGAGGAGCAGCCUCAGCAUCAGGGGGACAACAGGUCUCGUUACAGCCAUAAAGGCAGGAACAACAACAACAACAAUAAGACCCAGGAGAAGAUGCUUUCACUGUGGGACAACCACAGCCCAGCCCUGUGUGACGACAUGCGAGCAUACAGAUGUCAUCAGCAUUAUGCCUAUGGUCCUGCCUGCACCUAUGAUCCCCCUCUUCCACAUGCUCCUCUACCCGGCGUCGACUACGACCAGCCUCUCUUACCCCGAAACCAAGAAUCUGCAGAGAGUCCUGGUCCACCUCCAUACCAAGGACCUUCUCUGUCCUCCUGUCAAACUCUGAGCACGAGCUUGGUCCAGAUCUCAGCGGUGGGAUCUGGUUUGGUUUGGCAGUAUGGGGGACAGCAGAGUAGUUUGUCGGGAGCGAUCCCAUCAACCACAGAUGAGUCCAACCCGAGGAAUAUAAACUCUGCCAAAGAAUUUUCCAUACGGAUAAUAUCAGUGUGAGGACAGACUGUGAAGGACGUGAAUACCAUCAGUCAAGACGUUGUUUACUGAUCAAAUCUGUACAACAGCGUCAGCUUCAUCAAUAAGGACUACAUGAAGUAAUAACUGAGCAUUCCUUGUCUUGUUGAAAUUGUUAUGUCUGCAGUACUGCACAGUUUAAAGGCUCUAAAGGCUUACUGAUCUGACAAACACAUGUGCCUUUUGUAAACUGUGAUGGCACACUGCCCUCUGUCUGAAAAGAGGAGCCAUUGCACUUUCAGGACUCCAGCCUUGUUGGAUGACACCCCCUCUACUAAUAAGGUCAAGGGACUGCCCUUAAUUGAGCUUUUCAUAAACUAAUUAAAUUGUUAAGUUUUGAUUAACAAUGAAGGUGUUUAUUGGGGAAACAUUUCACUCAUUUCUGGGCAGGAAAGUCCAAUUUGUUUGGUAUAGGACAGAACCUGAAAAGCACUGCAAGUAUGUAACUAAUCAUUUUUAAUGAAUGUAAAUAAAUAAAAGAGGACUGAUUAUGACUAAGACUGUAUUGCAAAGGGAAGAUGGUGUACAAUGAAUGCAAAUGUCAAGCCAAACCAGUAUAGUGCAGUGAUUUUGACUGUUCUGUGUAAUGGUGUAGCUGACUCACACAUGUAUUCCAAACGGCAUGGUGAAGAAUGUAUUAAUAAAAACACAAAGACAACAAUUAUUAUUAUUAUUAUUAUUAUUAUUAUUAUUAUUAUUAUUAUUAUCUUUAUUAUUAUUAUUGGCAGGUGUAAUUUAUCAGGCUCAGUGCUUAUUAUAAAUGGAA